UGGCGGUUGAAGGAAGUGGAUGCGAGGAACCUCCCAUUUUAAAGGGAGUUUUCUCCUUGUAUCCCAAACUCAAACCACAAUACAGAGUUAUUUUGAGUGCAGAAGAAUUGAAAUAUUGUAUAGACUCUGAAUCUAAUAAUAAAACCAAAUGGAACGUCAUGAAAAUGUCUGAUAUCGUUGGAUGUCAUUGCAUGAAGGGAAAACAAGAAUCAGAUUCCAAUGCAUACUUUUGUGUUUAUGGAUAUCCAUUUAAAAAGAAAACUCUCAGCAAAAAAUCAGUUAGGAAACGAGUUCCACUGACGUUUACUGUUGAUGAGUGCACUUCUCAUGAUGAAAACCUUAAAGUUGCUCAACAUUGGAGAGUUGUUUUCCUUCAUCUUUUGAGAGGGAUAGUCGUAACAGAUGUUUCUAUUCUCACAGAGCCAAUCGCUAGACGAAUGCUUGUACUGGUGAACCCAUUCAGCGGACCUGGGAAAGCAUUGAAGAUAUUCCAAGAACGUGUCAUUCCUGUAUUUGCUGAAGCAGACAUUCACUUUCGGAUGGUCAUUACAGAAUAUGCAGGCCAUGCCAGAGCCAUGAUGAAGAGGCUAGACCUAGAUGAGUGGUAUGGAAUCAUAAUCGUAUCAGGGGAUGGUCUCAUAUUUGAAGUCAUAAAUGGUCUUAUGGAGAGAGACGACUGGGCAGUUGCCAUUAAGAAGCCAAUUGGAACUAUACCUGGGGGGUCAGGCAAUGCCCUCAGCUGUGCCAUCAAUUAUGCUGCUGGUGAGCCAUAUCUUGAAAGAGCAGUGCUACAUGCAUCAUUGAUCAUAGCAAAGCAUCAGCUAAUGCCAAUGGACCUAGUUGCCCUGGAUACAGUCUCUGGGAAACGUCUCUACUCAUUUCUGUCAGUAGCAUGGGGUAUGAUUUCUGAUAUUGAUAUAGAAUCAGAGAAAUACCGCUACAUGGGAGAUGCCAGAUUCUUCUUUGAAGGAAUGGUGAAGAUAGCUGCUAGAAAAUUGUACCGUGGAACAUUAUCUUUCCUUCCUAUUGGAGAAUACAACGGGGAGACUAGACCACAUAAACCUAGAGACAGAACAACCAGUGAUGUAGGAACAGCUAAUUUCAAAGAGGAUGAUCAACGUCUCCGCACAGUUAGCUGUCCAACUGUUGGAUUCUAUGAUUCAUCAAGGGCGCAUGCACCAACAAGACAGGACAGUGAUGUAGAGAGGGGCCCUGUGGAUGGUUUGGAGAACAUCUCUGCACCUGUUAAUGAUGUGUUUGAAUAUCCAAUGGAGAAUGGUGAAAUUAGUGAAUCCUUAGAUGUAGAUAAUAACAAUGAAGAGAUUGGCAAAGGUGAUAGUGCAGAGGUUUCAGGGGAAACUCUUAUCAAUGGCAGCCACAGGGAAAAUGGCACUGGAAUGAAUAAGAAGAUGUCAAGUUACGAUUGUAUAGAAACACCUUUGUUGAAUCCUUUAGAUGAAGAUGUGCCUGAUGACUGGAUUACUAUAGAUGUUGCCACCUACUCAUUUGCUGCAGCAUAUCAGACACACUUUAAUGCAAGUGCAUUUGCUGCACCUGACAGUCAAUUUGAUGAUGGUGUCAUCCAAAUUAUGUUUGUCAAAAAGUCAGCAACACGUAAAGUUUUACUUCAAAGUAUAGCAGAGAUGGCUGAAGGAAAGCAUUUAGAGAAUAGGCAUUUUACUUCUAUCAAAUGUAAAGCAUUCCGCCUUGUGCCUAUUACAGAUGGAUAUCUGUGUGCAGAUGGAGAAAAGGUGGACUAUGGUCCCAUACAGGGACAGGUAUUGGCAAGAUAUGCUACUCUAAUCGGUAGAUCCCCAAUCCCAGAGAAUGAAUAGAGAAUGGUGGAGAAAACUUGCCUAUGCACAAGCUCACCAGGACCAAAUGCAUUUAACAUCUGUCCUUGAACACCUGUUUUCUGGUGUGAUAAUUUCUUUGAUCUUAUCAAUACAUGUUUAUUCCAACGAACGAAGUUCGAGGGGGGUAUAGGAAAGCCAUUCAUUCGUCUGUCCGUCUGUUUGUCCAGGGGAUAACUCAAAUAUCGAUUUACGGAUUUGAUUCAAAUUUUAUA
Owenia fusiformis is the source of this 2068-nucleotide messenger RNA. The record is from the annotation of a GenBank genome assembly. NCBI's taxonomy places the organism in Eukaryota, Metazoa, Annelida, Polychaeta, Sabellida, Oweniidae.